AUGCACCACGACAUGCAACAUGGCUCGGACUCGGACGCCAUCGAGCCUGAUUUCUCGGAUGUCGAUUCAACAUACCCCGAGUCGUUAGGUGACGCCAGUCAUACCACCAGUAUCACAUCCACUGCUCUAAAUUAUCAAUACCACUCCUACCAUGAAGGCGAAUAUGUCCUACCCAACGAUGAACAAGAACAAGAUCGUCUUGAUCUGAGCCACCACAUUUAUCUGAUGCUCCUCAAGGGAGAGCUUCAUGUUGCUCCUGUAAAAAGCCCUAGGAGGGUAUUAGAUCUUGGUACAGGUACUGGGAUAUGGGCCAUUGAUUUUGCAGACGAACAUCCGGAAACAGAGGUAAUUGGAAUCGAUUUUAGUUCCAUUCAACCAUCAUGGGUACCUCCAAACUGUCGCUUUGAAAUUGACGACUUCGAACAACGAUGGUCAUACAGCCAGCCAUUCGAUUUCAUCCAUGGACGCGAGCUAGAAGGCGCCAUCCGCGAUCACGACACAUUGUUCCAACAAUCAUAUCAAUAUUUGAAUCCAACCGGAUGGCUGGAGAUGUCCACGAUUGAAGUCAACACAUAUUCCGAUGACGACACUCAUCUCAAAGCAACGAAUUUACUUGAGAGCGUGGCGCAUUUACACGCAGGGUCAAAGAUGUUUGGAAAGGACAUGACAUCCGUCUUUACCUGGAAGGAGAAAAUGGAAAAGGCAGGCUUCGUUAAUGUGGAAGAAAGAACAUUCAAGCUGCCACAAAGUCCGUGGCCUAAGGAUCCCAAGCUGAAGGAGCUGGGACGAUAUCAUCAACUCAACAUGUUGGAAGCGAUGCCCCCUUAUAGUUAUGCGCUAUUCACACGCAUGCUAGGGUGGGAUCGAGUGCGGAUUGAGGCUCUUUUGGCAGGGGUCCGCCAUGAAUUAAAAGAUCUGUCGAACCAUUUGUAUUCAAAGGUUCAUAUAGUAUACGGGCAAAAGCCAGAGUGA
Penicillium daleae is the source of this 972-nucleotide messenger RNA. Its product is annotated as class I SAM-dependent methyltransferase. The coding region runs from base 1 to 972 and encodes 323 amino acids. Gene Ontology annotation, molecular function: methyltransferase activity. The record is from RefSeq and is a predicted model, not a curated record. Lineage: Eukaryota; Fungi; Ascomycota; Eurotiomycetes; Eurotiales; Aspergillaceae. The transcript is spliced from 10 exons.